Messenger RNA from Pochonia chlamydosporia 170, 531 nucleotides. RefSeq names its product GRF zinc finger domain-containing protein. The record is from RefSeq and is a predicted model, not a curated record. Bases 1 to 531 code for a protein of 176 amino acids. Gene Ontology annotation, molecular function: zinc ion binding. The transcript is spliced from 2 exons. NCBI's taxonomy places the organism in Eukaryota, Fungi, Ascomycota, Sordariomycetes, Hypocreales, Clavicipitaceae.
AUGGCCCGAUACACAGACAAGCAAUGGUACUGCCACUGCGGUGAACCAGCAAAAUGGUACGACUCCAAGAAGGAAGGCUCCUACGGAGACAGGUUCAUCCGGUGUCCUCGCCCCCGCAACGUGCAAUGCAAGUUCUUCCUCUGGGAGCGAAACGAGCCUUCGGAGCGGCAGCGCUAUGAACGUGGCUCGACCGUCCCACAGACACCACAGUCUGUGAGGCGGACUGAGCUGCCCACGCCGCAGACCGGUAGCUCCAAGCUGGAGAGCCGGCUUGCUGCCAUCUCGUUCGAUCGGGAGACGUCUCCUACGCCGAGGAAGGGACGGGGUCGUCAGGUGGACAGUGAGGAGGAGGUGGAUUUGUAUGGGGAGGUGGUGGACCUGUUGAAGUCGGAGGGGGUGGUGCUCAAGGAGAGCGUGAAGAUACAGCUGGAGGAGCUUGUGAAUUUGCGUGUUGCGGAUUAUGAGACCAAGGUUAAGAUGUCGCAGAGGGCGGUGAAGAGGUUGCAGAGACAGCUUUUGGAGUUGGAGUAG